AUGCCGCGUCAUUAUCAUUCAAAAGAACAUGUUAAGCAGCUUGACGUACUUUCGUCUCUCCACCUCGACCAAUUGCACGAACUAAACAUAGAGAAACAACCACCCGAGCGAGCGUCUAAUUUCGCUGGAAUAAUGAAGCAAUCGUAUGGGGAUUAUGAUCAUACUGGUAAAACGGUAAAUAACAAAGACGACGGCACAGGGAAAGUAUACACAGAGACCACAGUCGAAGUCAUAAGUCCUCGGACUGGGACACAGAAUCAACCACUCCGAGAUCGCCGCCGAAUGAUCCAACUUGUUGAGACUGUAAUAGCGGUUGCAGCAGAGCGGUGCGGGGUCAAUAUUGAGUACAGUUCUUGUAUGAAUGCACUUGCUCCAGGACGAGGCAGGAUACCAGCCUUAAUGCUACCCAAGGGCACACAUUCAUGCUUAACGCCAUGGCGCACGUCAAUACGAGACGAUAAGAAGCAUCUAGAAAUUACCGACGUAGGGUCGUCGGUUGCAGACAAAACAGCCGUGGUAGUUGACGUCCAUGAAAGCAUCGCCCUGAGUCGACUAAUGAUGAAAACCGGAGUAGAAUCCAAGAUGUAUUUCCUGUGUUUUUCCGUCAUCGCGUACUUGACAACCAAGAUUCAGGACGACGCUAUCAAUCUCAUAUACUCUAGCGCUGGUGAAGGCGAGUCAGAUAUGAGUGCUCAGCAUGCUCACGAGGGCAGUCGGUCGGUCGAGCAGGAACGAGGUCGAGGGAAGAGCGUGCGAGGUCUGAACACGUUGUCGUCCGGAACAGGGUCCUACGAAGAGAAGCCGACUAAAGAAGAAAAAAAGAAAAAGAGAAAAGAGUACAGUCGCAGUCAUGUCGUCCUUUGCUGGUGGUUCGCGGAGGAACUGCUUCAACCUGGUCACGAGGCAUCGGCCUGCCCAGAAGAACGGACAGUCGAGAAGAAGCAAUGCUAUUAUUGCAGAGGAGUCGGUCACAUCCAGGCUGACUGCCCAACCUUGAAGAUUCAGGGCAACAAAUGUUAUAACUGUGGUCUAAGCGGCCAUUACGCCCGCGACUGCACAAAGCCUCCUGGUGGAAGAUAUGGCUCGCGUGCACCUGUCGCUGGUCGCGAAAAAAUGCUACAAGUGCGGCGGAGUAAACCAUAUAUCAAAGUCAGUGCAUGGAUCAUUGCCACCGGAUCAAAUUUUGAUGUCAAAUCAAGCAACUGCCUUGCCCCGCCGGGCACAACCGUCACCGACCAAGUUAUCGUGACAUCCGGUCCGCCUGCGGGUUCGAAUGCUCCGAAGAGUUGCUAUAAGUGCCAUGAAACUGGCCAUAAUGUGGACGUCGCGGUCUGA
Messenger RNA from Fomitiporia mediterranea MF3/22, 1335 nucleotides. RefSeq lists its product as uncharacterized. NCBI's taxonomy places the organism in Eukaryota, Fungi, Basidiomycota, Agaricomycetes, Hymenochaetales, Hymenochaetaceae. Gene Ontology annotation, cellular component: cytoplasm. Bases 1 to 1335 code for a protein of 444 amino acids. Gene Ontology annotation, biological process: positive regulation of cytoplasmic translation. Gene Ontology annotation, molecular function: single-stranded RNA binding; zinc ion binding; translation regulator activity. The record is from RefSeq and is a predicted model, not a curated record. The transcript has 12 exons.